AUGCUGAAUAAAGUCAAGACACAAGGUCUGGUGUCAGACUUGAUGCCAAACAUCAAGCUUAUGCAAAUGGCCGGACAUUUCUUGUUCAAUUAUCAUUCUGAGAAUGAUGGCAUGACAUCUCUACUCCGGAAGGUGUAUGCCAGUGUUCAUGCCCUCUUGAUUGUCACCCAGUACUUGUGCAUGGUGGCUAACAUGGCCCAAUACUCCGAUGAAGUAAACGAACUCACGGCAAAUACAAUCACAAUACUUUUUUUCGCGCACUCGAUUAUCAAGCUGUUGUUUUUUGCUAUCACUUCUAAAAAUUUUUAUAGGACCCUCGCAGUAUGGAAUCAGUCGAACAGCCACCCGCUCUUCACUGAGUCUGAUGCUCGAUACCACCAACUAGCCUUGACGAAGAUGAGGAGAUUGUUAUAUUUUAUCAGUGGGAUGACAAUGUUAUCUGUUGUUUGCUGGGUAACAAUUACAUUCUUUGGUGAUUCAGUACGUCUGAUUCUCGAUAAGGAUACAAAUGAAACGUUGACAGAACCAGCACCUCGUUUACCAGUGAAGGCUUGGUACCCGUUUAAUGCCAUGAGUGGUACCAUGUAUAUUGUUGCAUUUGUCUUUCAGGUAUAUUGGUUAUUUUUUUCAAUGAUGAUAGCCAACUUAUUGGACGUUAUGUUCUGUUCGUGGUUGAUAUUUGCGUGUGAACAGCUGCAACACCUCAAAGCAAUCAUGAAACCUUUAAUGGAGCUAAGUGCCUCUUUGGACACCUACAGGCCGAACACUGCUGAUCUUUUUAGAGUGUCUUCAUCGGAUAAAAAUGAAAAAGAACCACUUGACCUUGACAUUCGCGGAAUAUACUCGACACAAACGGACUUUGGUAUAACCCUCCGUGGGGCUGGAGGUAGACUUCAGACUUUUGGGCAGCCUCCUAAUAAUCCUAAUGGCCUAACGCAGAAACAGGAAAUGUUAGCUCGAUCGGCUAUUAAAUACUGGGUGGAAAGACACAAGCAUGUUGUCAGGUUGGUUACUUCAAUUGGAGACACAUACGGUACAGCUCUGUUAUUCCAUAUGCUUGUGUCAACUAUCACCCUCACUCUUCUGGCUUAUCAAGCUACAAAGAUAAACGGCUUAAACGUGUACGCGUUCACCACUAUUGGAUAUUUGAGUUAUACGCUUGGACAAGUUUUUCACUUCUGCAUUUUCGGAAAUCGACUUAUUGAAGAGAGUUCCUCAGUAAUGGAAGCGGCUUAUUCCUGCCAAUGGUACGAUGGAUCAGAGGAGGCGAAGACCUUCGUCCAGAUAGUCUGCCAGCAGUGUCAGAAGGCCAUGAGCAUUUCUGGAGCUAAGUUCUUCACAGUGUCCCUUGAUUUAUUUGCUUCUGUACUAGGUGCAGUUGUAACAUACUUCAUGGUGUUAGUCCAACUUAAAUAAAUAUUUUUUUUAAUCUUUUCGAUAAAUUGUGAGCAUAUUUGUAAGUUUUUUUUAUUUCUACUAUUGCAAC
Molecule: messenger RNA, 1486 nt
Organism: Pieris rapae (cabbage white)
Lineage: Eukaryota; Metazoa; Arthropoda; Insecta; Lepidoptera; Pieridae
Gene: Orco
Product: odorant receptor coreceptor
Exons: 10
Coding region: 1-1416 (471 amino acids)
Biological process (GO): detection of chemical stimulus involved in sensory perception of smell; sensory perception of smell
Cellular component (GO): plasma membrane
Molecular function (GO): odorant binding; olfactory receptor activity
Source: RefSeq, a predicted model, not a curated record